AUGGUGCAGAUAAGCGAGAUCGCGGCGCACACGGACGAUGCCCCGCUUUCCGAGCCUGAGUUCCCCUCGCCGUUCGUCUUCAACGACCGGGACCCCAUCACGCUCGUCGAGCUGCGCAUGCGACGUUUCUCUGGGAUAAUCCGCGCGAAACCAAACUGGUGGGAGAAGGUCCACGACGCGGAGCUCGUCGCGAAAUGGCGCGCCGAGAUGGUCGAGCAGGACCGCGUCUCAGUUGACAGACUCUGGAACGGCGUGAAGCGCUCCGACUUCGAGUACGGAGAGACGCAAUGGCCGCGCGAACCCAUCACGAACGCGCAACUGGACUACAUCUUUGCCCAGCUCAAGCACCAGGCUGAUCAGCGCGACCCCGCCACAGACAUUUAUGCAGCGGCUGUUCCGAAAGUCUACGAGUCUAAGAGCCUCAUACCCGCGGACCUCAAAGCCGCCUUCGUCUCAGGCGCAGCUGUCCUCGAGGAUAUUCCCGAUGACAAGAAGGAUUGGCACCCAGGCUCAGACUAUCAGGUCUUGGACCUCGCUCACCCCUCGCUCUACUGCCUGUGCAUCGGUCGCUCCUAUGUCCACACCCCCGAUGCUCCCACUGGGGCAAAUCCGGUACAUCUCAUCAGCGAGGACGAGUACACCACGCACCGGCCUGAUCUCGCCAAGUACAUAGGUCAAUAUGAUUCGUACGCUAUCUCGCUACUGCAUCAAUGGCUCCCCACAGAUUUUACCGUGUCCGAGACUGGUAACGUCGAGGCCUUAUCCUACAUCAACAACCUCCACCCCAUCCACCACCACGCACUCUAUCCCGCCAUUUGUUCCAUUCUUGCACGCUUCGUGCCUCUCUUCGAGAAGGUGCUUUCAGACACGCUCAGUCCAGAACCCCCGCUGGCCAUCACUGCCGAUCCAUUCGACUGGUAUAGCCACGUUCCGGAUGCAUCCGACAGCGACGAGGCUGCUGAAGGGGAACCAGAGGAGUACGAGAGGUGGCCACACGUCCCCGACCCGGAGCCCUUCUCUCCUCCCAGGGACGAAGGACGUGUCCAGUUCAAGCUCGGCGGGCGCACCGUGCAAGUCAUCGUGAAGCUCGCGAACAUAGUCCUCACACCGGAAACCCCGAAAUACCCCGGUGGAUCAUGGCACGUUGAGGGCAUGAUGAACGAAAAAAUCGUUGCGACGGGCCUGUACUAUUAUGCCUGCGAGAACAUCACCGAGUCGCGGCUCGAAUUCCGUACGGUCGUCGGCAGCGGCGACGACUGUGGAAUGUCGAUGGACUACGAGAACAACGACAACAUCGGGUACCAUACCGUGUACGGCUUCAGCCAGGGUGAUGCACUAAACCAGAAGCUCGGGCACAUCGUCGCGCAAGAGGACAAGUGCGUCGCGUUUCCGAACAUCUACCAGCACCGUGUGGACGGCUUUGAGCUCGCGGACUCGACGAAGCCCGGGUACAGGAAGAUUCUGUGCUUCUUCCUGGUCGACCCGCUCACGCGGAUCCUCUCGACAAGUGAUGUCCCGCCUCAGCAAGCGGAGUGGGCGAUGGACGAGAUGCAGCGUGCUGCUGCGCUGCUACGCUUGCCCGUGGAGCUUUUCGACAUGAUCGCGGAGUAUGCGACCGUGGGGAUGAUGUCUCGGGAGGAGGCCGAGGAGUAUCGCGCAGAUCUUAUGGAGGAGAGGGCUGACUUUAUGAUGCAGCAUAACGAAGCAGUAUUUGAACUCGGGUUUUCGAUGUGCGAACAUUGA
Molecule: messenger RNA, 1743 nt
Organism: Trametes versicolor FP-101664 SS1
Lineage: Eukaryota; Fungi; Basidiomycota; Agaricomycetes; Polyporales; Polyporaceae
Exons: 2
Coding region: 1-1743 (580 amino acids)
Source: RefSeq, a predicted model, not a curated record